UUCACCAAACAGCUGUAUAGUAAGAAAUAAAGUGUUUUGAAAAAUUUAUAUUGAUUCGCAUUGCAUAAAUUAUCCUCACUUCGUAAUUUAAUCUAAACAUAAUAACAUAUAUAACCCGAAAAAGUAAACACUACAAAAGUAUUCAUUAAUAUGAGUUUACCACCAGCAUUACUUCAACGCCUGGCACAACGUGGACUUGUCCAAAAGUCGAAAUCAAAAGAACCAGAUGCACCAUUGGCAGUACCAGUGGAAAAUGAAGAAGUUAUUGCCGAAGAUUAUGAUGAAAUGGAUACAGAUGAACAGCGUGCAGGUGUGCAUGAAGAAUAUCAAUAUCCGCCACUAUAUGACACCGAUACAGGCAGCAAACGUGUUGAGGAGAAUUUCUGGCUGGAACGCAUGAAAGAGCGUAUGGGCGAAGCCAAUUCUACCACUGGACAUCGCGGUUGUCCGAAUAAAUACAAUAUAUGGCACAAAUGUACGCUAUUUUGUGUCAAUCGUUGGGGUGAUGGCAAAACUGAACCUAGCCGUGAAUAUAUGAGGCGCUAUAAACGUUUACGCCGCAAAUACCCGCUGCCCAAAGGCUGGGCUGAACGUUAUGAUCCUGGCUGUGCCAGUUAUUAUUUCUACAGUAUUGCCGAAAAUUUGGUUUCUUGGUUACCACCUACACAUCCAAAAUCGCAGGUUACCAAAAGUGCUGCCGUUUUUCGCCGACAAUUAGAAGAGGCUGCUGGCGGAGAGGGUGGUGGCGGUAGUGACGGUGAACAGCACGCAGACGAUAGUGAUGAUGCACAAGAAACAGAACUCGCACGACAUCAACGUGAAAUAGACGAAAUCAUUAGUUCGUCAAUGCGACCCCGCUCUCCAACUUUGCCAAAGCAAGAUUUCCCCAGCUUACAGGAGAGUACAGCGGUAACUAGCACAGCACCACAACGCAAACAGAAAUCACGUGAUUUAGACCGCACGAUAGCAAAGCAAAGACGUGACCGUGAUAAGGAACGUGAGCAUGGCGCUAGUCGCAGACAUCGAGGACGAAGUGAUGCUGAGCCGGCAGAUCCCAUGGAUCCCAGCUCUUACUCUGAUAUACCGCGCGGUAAGUGGUCCGAUGGCUUGGCUACAGGUGGCGGUGAUGAGCAAAAAAAAUCGAAGGGCGCAAUCAAAGAUGUGGGAAAAGAACGUGAAAAAAAUGCAGAUGUGCGAAGUGGUAGCGAUGACUAAACAUUUUGUAUUAAAUAUUUACAAAUAUUAAAUAAAAUAAUACAAUAGUGUUUUGAAAUUA
Messenger RNA from Bactrocera latifrons, 1276 nucleotides. RefSeq lists its product as uncharacterized. The transcript is spliced from 2 exons. The record is from RefSeq and is a predicted model, not a curated record. Gene Ontology annotation, molecular function: protein binding. Lineage: Eukaryota; Metazoa; Arthropoda; Insecta; Diptera; Tephritidae. Bases 151 to 1215 code for a protein of 354 amino acids.